AUGCCUUUCAGUCCUUGGAUCAACGAUACCGAGAGCAUGGUCAGAGAUUAUGUGGAGAAAGAGACCAACGGCAACAGACAAACCGGACCCGGUGAUCACGAGCUGGCUCAAUUCGAAAAGUGGGCUAAGAACGACGACUUCAAGAAGGUGAUGAUGGACGUCCUCAAGGCUAGAUUGGAGUUAGAUUGGCCUCACAACUAUAAAGCCUUAACCAUAUUAGGUAAAAUGCCUGAAGGAGAACUGGAGGGAUUAGAAGAGAAGUUGGGCAAAUUAGCGGAUUCAGCUCAGACAGUGGAAGGAUUCAAAUUCCUUAAAGAGCUGGCCAAACCUUUACACGAAAAGGCCAAAGCUGCAAUUGCCAAGAAAGAGGAAGAGGAGAUGAAGAAAAAACAAGCGGCGAUUCAAGCGAUGUGGGGAGGAUUAUGGGCGAAUGACGGAUACAUCGCUCCUACGUUGCAAUACGGUGGAUACAUGGGGUGGCCUUACCCAUACAACGCCCCUCCAGGAAUAGCAAGAGCUGCUAUGGCAGAAUGGCCCGGUAAGCCUCCUGAUGGAUGGUCCCCGACUAAGAUAACUGCCUUGCCGCAGAUCUACCCCAUGUCGAGAACCGGUUAUUACGCUACCCAGCCUGAACAAAAGGAUACCCCUAAGCCUCCAUCGAAUUGGACGGUGUAUGUGGGAAUAGGUUCUAAUCCGUGA
Messenger RNA from Kwoniella botswanensis, 699 nucleotides. RefSeq lists its product as uncharacterized. NCBI's taxonomy places the organism in Eukaryota, Fungi, Basidiomycota, Tremellomycetes, Tremellales, Cryptococcaceae. The transcript has 2 exons. The record is from RefSeq and is a predicted model, not a curated record. Bases 1 to 699 code for a protein of 232 amino acids.